This is a messenger RNA of Schistocerca piceifrons (Central American locust), 2419 nucleotides long. Its product is annotated as speckle-type POZ protein-like. The record is from RefSeq and is a predicted model, not a curated record. Gene Ontology annotation, biological process: proteasome-mediated ubiquitin-dependent protein catabolic process; regulation of proteolysis. Bases 255 to 1328 code for a protein of 357 amino acids. Gene Ontology annotation, cellular component: cytoplasm; nucleus. NCBI's taxonomy places the organism in Eukaryota, Metazoa, Arthropoda, Insecta, Orthoptera, Acrididae. Gene Ontology annotation, molecular function: ubiquitin protein ligase binding. The transcript has 4 exons.
UGUCCCGUGAAGCCUCGUAGGAACUGGCAUUCGUACAGUUACGGUUCUGUCUGAGUGCGGUGAUACGUUCGAUCGUGUGGUUGCCAUAUUAGUUCGUAACUAUUGGUAGACAUAUUAGUCGGAUAACUACUUCGCCUUUCCUAGUAACACAGUAUUCUACCGAUAAUUUUUAAUCUGCUUUUGCAUCGACGGUUGCUAAAGGGAUAGCCGUGACAUUUUCGCACUUGCAGCAAACUAGAACAGUCGCGUACAGUAUGGGAAACACCGAAUCAACUCUAGAAGCGCAGCCGGUGACAUUUGAAUUUGGGGCACAGCAGAGUCCUGGCUGUGUACGUGAAGUAGCCGUAACAAACUUUGUGACAACCAAGGCUACGUUUACAUGGAAUGUGCAUCAGCUGAGGAAUUGGCCAAAAGGCACUUUUGAAGCCUCAUCACCACCGUUUGUCCACCCCAGUGCGAGUAUGUGGAGCAUGCACCUGUCCAAAGACAGCCACGAAUCCGUCCAUCUUGGUUUCAUACUGGUCUCUUCUGAGAAGGGAGCACCUGUGAGAGCCAGCAUAAAGACAAAGGCCAAAUCCAAAGCCAGUCAAAUAAAAGAGCUGCCCGCCAUAGAGUCUGAACUGUUCAAAGUGGGUGAGGUGAUGAGGAAGCAGAUCCUGCAAGGCUUCACCCUACCUAAGGAUGCACAGUCAGACAAGUUGCUGCUCGAAAGUGAGGUGUCAGUGGUGUGCAGUGUUGUGGAGUCAGCUCCUGGGACCACCAACACUCUCAAGGAUGACUUGGCAACACUGCUAAAGCUGAAGGAAGAUGCCGAUGUCACGCUGUUGGCCGGUUCCAGUAAAGUGUCGCUGAUGGCACACUCGACGCUCCUACGCGCACGCAGCAGAGUCUUUGCCUCCAUGUUGCAGUCACCUGAGGUUGCCACUAAGUCAGGCUACAUGUUUCACAUGCGGGAAGUGGAGCCACGUGUGGUCAAGGAGCUUCUUUGCUACAUCUACACUGACCAGACUCCGUCAAUCUCUGAGAUGCCGGAGGAGUUGCUUGCCCUCGCCAACAGAUAUGAUCUGAUGGGCCUGAAGAGGCGCUGUGAACUGGAGCUGUGUCAGAGGCUGACGGUAGGCAACGCUGCACGGACCGCAGUGCUAGGCGUGAAACACUCCUGCCUGACACUGCUGCAGAUGACAGUGCCAUUCAUCGAGCAGAGGUAUGCUGAAGUGAUGGGCACUCCUGGCUGGGCUGUUGCCGUCCGCACCGACCCUGAAGCCAUGGCUACUGUCAGCCAGUUCAUCUCUGAUGCUGCCAGGGGGGAGUACAGAAUAAGACUCUGAUUUCACCAGCUGCAUUUCACUGUCGAUAGUCACUGGCCGGUAAGAAAAUAAAAUCCUGCUCUCCGAAUACUCAGUUCUCCUGGCUGGGCGACACUAACCUGCACCGAUCCCGGAGCAGCAUCUACUAUCUGCUGGAUCAUUUCUGAUGUUGCCAAUGGGGGGCAGAAUCAAAUUGAACUUUGAUUUCAGUGACGGUGCUCUACUGCAGCUAGUCACUAAUUGGUGAGGAAAUAAAAUAUUUCUUGCCAAAUAAUUGGCUCUCCUUAAACAGAAGCAGGGCUUCAAAAUACUGCUACAUGAACAGGAAAUUGGCACCCAUUUUGAACAAAUUAAUAAAUGUUUGGAAAUUGUUUUUGCCCUGUGAAACAGUCCAGGAGAGGGGGACGGGGGAUUUGUGCUAAGGUGUGGAGACAGGUCUGUUGUGCACUCUGUGGUGGUUUCCUGUAUGUCUUAUAAUCUCACAUUGUCUGAUCUGAAAAACUGUGAUAGAACUUAAGAGUAGCUAGUAACCUAUAUCAUUGAAGAUUGAUGUCAUGUUAUUGAUAAUAGUCCUCAUAGAGUAUUUAUGACCUUGGGCCAUUACAUCUGCAAAUUCAUGAAAAUGUUAUAAUCCAAUUUCAGAUGUUGAAUUUAUCAUCAUCUACACACUUUUCACAUUUGUCGUAUUUUCUCAACAUUACUUAACAACUUUAUUUGCUUGUAUUGCUUUGUCAGUAUCUAUAUUUCAAGUAUUUAUGUCCCUUCUAUCCAAGUUGCCACUUUCUUCCAUCAGUGUAAUUCCUCGUUACUUAAAAGUGUUUCUGACAGCUGUAAUUCAUUAUUUUUUCCAUUUCUUUUCUUAUUUCUAAAAUAAAGAAUUUUGUUGAUUUCUUUUUUCCAGAAAUGUAUGAAUACAUUUUUGGUAUGCUGUUCUCACUCUGUCAGUGAAGACCCUGAGAAAAUAUUAAUGUCUGUUGACCAUGUUAUUACUUGUAAUUUUUCUGCCUCAUUAAAUACAAGCAGGGCUCCAAAGUAGUACUACAUGAACAGGAAACCUGUUCACAAUUUGAAUAAAUUAAUAAACUGGAAAUUGGUACUGCCCUGUGCAAUAA